GCGGUCCCCGAGAGGCUUGUUUGCUCGGCCAGCAGGGCGGAGGCGGCGGGGCGGACCCCCGUUUCCCGGCGGCUUUCGUGCUCUCCCCCUGACCCGGCGAGGAAGAGGAGCCGAUGGGACCCCGUUGGCGCCGGCCACAAGCUUGAAAAAGCCGAGCCAACUUGGCGCAAAGUUCCCCAGUUCCUCCCAGGCUACUCCAGCGUUGCUGCCCUCUAAAAGAUGCACUACUACCGGUAUCCUUCUGCUGAAAUCAGCUGUUGGUAUAAAUAUCUCCUCUUCAGCUACAACAUCAUCUUCUGGUUAGCUGGUGUUGCCUUUCUUGGAGCUGGUCUUUGGGCAUGGAGUGAAAAGUUCUGUGGGACCAUUGUUGUUAUUUUCAUUCUGGAGUUGGCCUUGGCUGUUCUGGCGUUCUUGUUCCAGGACUGGGUGAAAGACCGAGUAGAAACUUUCUUCAAAAACAACAUUAAGGCCUACAGAGAUGACAUUGACUUGCAGAACCUCAUUGAUUCAUUGCAAAAAAUGAACCAAUGUUGUGGUGCUCAGAGUCCAAACGAUUGGAACCUCAACAUUUAUUUCAACUGUAGCAGUGCGAGCAAAAGUCGGGAAAGAUGCGGAGUCCCCUUUUCCUGUUGUAUCCCAGAUCCUGCACAAAAUGUGGUGAAUACCCAGUGUGGCUACGAUGUCAGAAAUAUG
Thamnophis sirtalis is the source of this 693-nucleotide messenger RNA. NCBI's taxonomy places the organism in Eukaryota, Metazoa, Chordata, Lepidosauria, Squamata, Natricidae. The record is from RefSeq and is a predicted model, not a curated record.